UCCAAAGAAAAUCCUAAAAUGAGUGAAGAUGGCUACUACUCCAACUCAGAUUCAAAUGAAGAAGAGAAUUCAGAUAGGGAUUAUGAAGUCAGCAACCGAUACACAGAGAUCAGCGAGAGUACAGAUAGACAAAGCAGCUUGAAAAUGAUAAGUGAAGGCUUCCAUGGGUCCAAUGAUGUAAAUGAUGUGGAUAUGCCCUUUAUUUCAGGCGAGAGAAGUUCGGAAAAUUUAACGAGUAGUAUGUCUUCGAGGACUACUGUUGUGGAUAUUGGAAAUGAGAUUAGUAAAUAUCAGAGUUAUGUGCAUUAUUAUUUACAUUAUCAAAUGAGUGGAUAUGACCAAAUAGCCGAAGCACACAAAAUCAAUGGUGAAAAUCUGCCAGAAAUAGUAAAACCACAGAAUAAUACUUUCAAAACAGAAGUAAGUAAAGUAAAGAUGAUGCUGGCCGACGAGAUGCCGGACACAGACAGAGCUUAUUUGCCCAUCUCAGGAAUCAAAGACAUCAUUCCUGUGAUGCUAUUUAACCGUGAGAAAUAUAAGAUAUCAGAAUUUUAUGAUAAAACAGUGGAGUUUGCCUUCAACUCGAUUUUCAUCCCUGAUGCAAACCAGUACAUCUAUCUCGUCGGGAUGCUUUAUUACGAAAAAGUAGAGGAUGUCUUCAGAGCCACCCAGCAAUGGAGAGCAAGCGAUGACAAAGAAGAGAAUAAAGAGUCGAUCAGAGAUCAUCUCAAAUAGAGUCGAUUUAGAUACAAAACCUAUGUUCAAGAACACUCUUGAUGAAGAAGACUUCAUUUAUAAAUCUUCUGACAAAAAGGUUGAUAACAAAAUGAAGAAGGGAAAUAGGAGGAAGAAGACUCUCUCCAAUAUUGAUGAAGAAAGCAACCCUUCAUUUGCAUCAAACCUAAGUCCCAAUAAAGAUGCAGACGAGUUUAAUGAAUUAUCCGAGAACCUAGAUCUCAGUGACAAAGAAGCAAAAUUUGAACUCCAAAAGUUCAGCUCUGAAGCAUACAAAGAUAUGGAUUUUAACCUCGAUCAGCCCCAAGAAAAUCGGAGAACAGAAAUGAAAAAGAGCAAUUCCUUCUUCGAACGAAGAUCUCAACCACAUGUACAGGCAAAUAUGACUCAAGUUGAACCAAAGAAGGAGAGAAGAGAAAGGAAGGUAAAUACCCCAAAACUACUCGUCCUCGCCUCUAUGCAUCCCAUCUACUAUCAGAUGCAAAACUUUUUGAUGCAGAUUAAAGGUAUAAUGGAGAUUGAAGACAAAGUCCCCUUUGAGAGAAUGAUGAUAAAUCUCCUCUAUGAGUUCCCUCACCCUGGAGAAAAUACUCAAAUAAUAUCAAGAUUUUGGAAACAAAUCGAUCUGUACGCUGUUUCCAAACUCAACCAGCAGGUUGACCAACAAGCAUACAUUCAGGAGAAACUAAAGCAGAAGAAUUUUCCAUAUGAGUACGAACUGAGGGAGACCCAGAAUUACUGUGAUAUAAGGCACUACCAAAACAAAGAAAUCCUCGAUAUUCUCUCUUACUACUUAAAGGCCAAGACAGAGAACGGAAAUAUAGAUCUGAUAUGGAACAUCAUCGAGCAUAUGCUACUCGACCUCUCAGUGGUGCUAGUCUGUAAAGAUAGCAAAGUAUUAGCUGGGUUCAUUGAGAUAUUAAAGAACUUGAUAUACCCAUUCACUUUUAACGGAUUGGUAAUCCCAUUUGAUCCUGAACCUAGUCAAAACUUAUUAAUGUCUCAGAUAUCUUUUGUAAUGGGUGUUCCGGAAAUGUACCAAAAGCUACCAAGAAGAGUCUGUGUUGUUUAUCUUGGGAAUGAGAAAGAAGAGAGCAAAGAAUCUCUUACAAAAAGACAAAAUAAUCUUAACAACGAAGUUAUCCAUCUGAAUGAAUCGGAAGUGAUCAUGAGAGUCUCAUACAGUAGUAAGGUAAGUGGCAAUAGAGAAAGUAUCCGUAAUAUUAAAUAAGGAUGAGGAGCAAUCAUCAUUUGCCAAGUUGCUUUCCAAGAACCAAAGCAGCUACGAUAAGGCACUUUCUAUGAUCAGGAAAUCUACUGAUCAAAAAUCUAUUGAGAAAUCUAUUAAGAUUCUAAAUUCUGUUGUUAAAAGUGCUAUUUUUAAGCAAAUCCUGCACAUAAAGAAGGGCAAAGAUCUGAUCGAUAACUGGAAGAAUAACAAAUACAAAAAGAUUAAUAAACACAAUAAGAUGAAUUACACUCGAAGUAGAGUUAAUUUCCAUGGCAAAGGCAACACUGAGAAAUUAAUGUUCCAAGAAUCUCAGACUUUCCAUUCAAUCGGAGAGGCUCUCAGAAACAACACUAAUCCAGUGAAUGCAAGGAUUUACAAAUAUCUGGAGAACUACAACGAAAAUGUGAAGUUUGAUUCAGACUAUUUAGAAUUUGAUGAUCCAUCUCUCCCAUCAGCAGAAGCUCCUGAUCCAAAAAUGGAUGAUUUUGAAGAGCUCAAGAAACUAUACCACCACGAGACCCAAAUCUUACCUCUCGAAGAAUUUGUACAGGGCUCUUAUUCCUAUUUCAUAAUGCCAAAACUAUUGAAAAAUAUAGUAAAAGACGAGAAGAUAUUUAAAGAGAUCGAAUGGCCGAAAACUAAAGUUGAGAAGAACUCUACAGGGAUAAGAUCUCUCCGAGAACCUCCUGAAAAAUACACUCAUGAGAAUAUAAACUCCAUUAUUUGGGUAACCUGCUGGAUAGCUACCUAUUACUAUCACAGAGAGGAGGAAAAGUGUGUCCACCUCAUUGAGCUGAUUACAAAUCUUCCUAAGAUCAAGAUUGGGAACAAACUAAUGGCCUUGAUCAUGAAGUACAUCACUGAAGCUGUGAGUACCGGAACUCCAGAGUCUGUGUUCACUAAUUUUACCUACCUACAACAUCAUGCCAGGAAUCUGAUUUCCCAGUCUGCAUAUCUGAAGCUUCUUAACAAGUACAUCCUGUUUACAAAGAAGUUACUGCUUGGGAAGGAACUCAACAUUGAACCGAGAAAUAAAUCUAUCAAAGAAAAAGUUGAAACUACUGAGGAAAGAAUUGACAAAAAUCCCCAAAGAUCUGCAUCGUCACUGAAAAUGAUCAAAUCUAGCUCAGCACUACUCUUGCUCCCUAAAAUAAAGACGGUGAUCAACAGGCCAGUUCUUGAAGGUAAAAUGCACAGUCUCGAUGAUGGAUAUCUCAUAAGAGAUGUUGGCAAACUUCUUGAACCUCCCAAGCCACCUCCACUCCUAUGCUCCUUUAAGAGCUCUGAACAUUCAGGCCAAUUUAGUGCAGUCAGCAAGGAUGAGAAAAUAAAAAAAUUCUUUAGAACUGAAGAGAAAAAUAAGAAUAAAUAAAACUGUAAUGAACCACUCUGUCUAUCAAAAGCCGAGAGAUAGUAUUUUCAGAAAAUCAAAGUUCAACAAUAAAAGCAAUAUGCGUGAAACGAAAGAGCAAAAAGGAUAUGAACAAUCCUCUAGCAACGAGUUUCACAACGAAUUUCGAAAUGAUAGAAAUCCCCGGUUAUCAAAUGUCGAAAUAGAGAAGAGAUCUAUGGAGGAAUUUAGAGAGAGCCCAACACAUAACUACUUUGUUUUCCCAACUAGCAACUGAAAGUCAUGCAAAGAAAUCUUCUCAACAGCUAACACUAAAAUAGCUAUCAACAAGGCAAUUCCUAUUGACAAGAAUAACUCACUGAGAGAGAAUAUAGAGCAGGAAAAUAGUAAUCUAAAAUAAAUGUAUGAAGUGAGGAAAUAAUAUUAAGAUCCAUCUUGUUGUCAAGAAGAAGCAGCAGAGUUACGACUCUGAGUACAAGCUCAUCGAUGUGGAAAAAGUCAAUUUCUUAGGCCCAUUUAGCCUUUUCGAUCAGCUCUAUAUGUUGAUCAGCAGGUUUAGCGGUGAUAAUAGAAGGUACUCUCCUGAAAUGCAGGGAGGUUUCAAAAAAAUACUAGAACAUUCACUUGACCAUAGACUCCUACAAUUGAACAUAAACUCACUGCGUCUAGAAUACAGAGAAAUAUUCUGGAACUUGAUCUAUCUCUUCUCAAAAGAUGGUAUAAACUACAAAUUCAUCUGUCCAUACAAAAGUGAUCUCCCAAGCAUGAACGAUCCUGAAGAAUUCAGCACAUGUCCGAAGGAGUCAAUGAUAGAUAAAUACAACCCUGAAGAUGACUUCAUUAUGAAAUAAAGUUCCCAACCUCAAUGAAA
Molecule: messenger RNA, 4188 nt
Organism: Moneuplotes crassus
Lineage: Eukaryota; Ciliophora; Spirotrichea; Euplotida; Euplotidae
Source: the annotation of a GenBank genome assembly